AAAGAAUAAAGAAGGAGAGAAGAGGGGAAAAAAGAGGAAGAAGAAGAAACGCACUUGCGAGAGAGCGCGUACGAGUAUCUAAUUAAGGAAAGAAGAGAGGAGAGUCCCAUCCAAAGCGAGAGACAGACGGAGAGAACGCAGGCCGCCCUAUAUAUCCGGAAAAGGGGACUCGCAUAUAAUUACUCCCAGAGAAACCGAUCUACUUCAGUUCGUAGCCUAAACCUGUUGAGUACAAACGACAGAAAUAGAGUUAUAGAGAGAGGUAGAAGAGAGAGAGAGAAGAGAGAACGCGCGCGCGAGAGAGAGAGAGAGAGAAGAGAGAGAGAGAAGAGAGAAGGAAGAGCGAGCGCAAGAGAGAAGUGAGAGAUAACGACGAGAGUGAGCGAACAAAAUAAAAGAGCUCUAAAGACAAGAGGCGAGAAGAUUAAGAAGAAGAAGAAGAAGAAGAAGAAGAAGAAGAGGAAAUUCAGAGGAAAAAAGCAGAGUAUAUACACAUUGAUAUACACACAGACACACAUUUGUGAUACACACGAAUAGCACACGUAUACUAGCACGAGAUACUACUACUUACACGAAGUUACUACGAAACUACGGACAGAUAUCAGCGGAAGCACACCGGAAAGAUCACGAGGAGGCGGAGCAACAGCAGGAGAAAAUUCGGAUGUCACUGCGAGGAGUGAGCGAGCCCGGAGCACGGCAGAUGUGCCAAUAAUCCCAACGCAACGAGCCCCGUCGAGUCGUCACGAAAAUACGCGAAGAUCCGCGAAAGAUCCGCGGAAGAGGAGGAGGAAGAAGAAGAAAGAUCGGAAGAUCGUCCGUCCUUCCUGUACACCACCCGACCGAUAGAAGCGGAAUAAUAACGCGGCCUCCUGCCCGCCAGGGGGUUCACGUGGUCGAGAUGACGUGGCGGGGAAGAUGAGCGCCGAGGUAACGAAGGAGGUGGUCGCCACCGAGAGGGUAACAACGGGGAGCCCUCCGGCGGCGGUCGCGACCUCGCCGAGCUCGGUCGGGCCGGGUGACCCGGCGCGUCACCUGCCGCCGUUCAGCAGCUUCGCCGGGGACAACGCGAUGGACAGCUCGACGACACUGACUACCCUUCACUCGCAGGACGUUGGGUUGGGGCUCACGUCCUCGUGGGACUACUACGAGGGACUGACGGGCCGGUUGAUCGACUCGCGGGGCGAGGUGGUGCUCGCGAGCCAGUACAGGCCGUGGGAGUCGAAGAACGCGGCGGUCGGGGGAGGCCCCGCGGCAGCCCCGGCCGAGGGCCUGCCGAGCUUCGCGAGCCAGUUCACGGCGCCUAGCGAGGCAGAGCCCCAAUUGACAGCGCUCACGCCACUCUCGCCCGCCUCGAUAUCGCACUCUCCACCUGUCACGUCGGCGGUCGGCCUGCCCAGCUUCCACACGCUCGGCACGCCGCUGCCCGCGCCCCAUCCUCACAGGGGGAGCGUCGGUUACCCGCUGGUCCCUGCCCCGGUCCAGGCAAGGGAGGUGCCCGCCCUUCAGCAGCAACUGCUCGACGAGAGGCACAUCCAGUUGCUGGGCUCGAGCCCGGUCCAGGCAUUCCCGCCCCCGCCCCCCGGCCACCCCCAUCACACCGUGUUGACCGUGGUGAAGCCCGAGUAUCCCCAGUUGCAUCACGCCAACUUCCAGAACCCGAUGUCAACGGUGCUCGACUCGUCGCCCACGUCCAGGCCGGUCGGGAUCGACGGGAGGAAGAAGGAGAGGAGAAAAAUAAGGGCGGGCUCGAUGGAGUCCGAGGACAGCGCCGGGGCCGGGAACGUGGAGAGUUCAGGCCAGGUGGCCGCUGUCUCGUCCACCGCGAACAGGGGGCCCCAUCACCUGGGCGGUGGAAUGGCCGACGCGGAUGGGGACGGCGGGCUGAGCGAUAAGCCGGCUAAGAAGAAGCGCAAGAGGUGCGGCGAGUGCAUCGGGUGCCAGCGCAAGGACAACUGCGGGGAUUGCGCACCCUGCCGGAACGACAAGAGCCAUCAGAUCUGCAAGAUGAGGCGGUGCGAGAAGCUCACCGAGAAGAAGCAUCUCUACCAUCUGCAAACGGGCGAGGGUGCGUUCAGAGAAAGGGGGAGAGGUCGAGGCAAAGGUGCAACCAGGGUGAGUGCAAUUUUUAAUCGUUUUUUUUUAUUUAUAAUAUAGUUAUAAUAAAAUCUUCGUAUAUAAAG
Molecule: messenger RNA, 2180 nt
Organism: Apis florea (little honeybee)
Lineage: Eukaryota; Metazoa; Arthropoda; Insecta; Hymenoptera; Apidae
Gene: Tet
Product: tet methylcytosine dioxygenase-like
Biological process (GO): positive regulation of transcription by RNA polymerase II; chromosomal 5-methylcytosine DNA demethylation, oxidation pathway
Cellular component (GO): nucleus
Molecular function (GO): DNA binding; DNA 5-methylcytosine dioxygenase activity; zinc ion binding
Source: RefSeq, a predicted model, not a curated record